UAUAAAUAAGAUCCCAGCUUCUUGAAAGCUAUCGUCUGUAUAGCCAGACAGUGAUUUCCUUUCUGUGAACGUUGCCUAGUUAUCCACCAUGACUCUUACAGUUACUGUUGUUUUUCCCAAUGACACCGAUGCCAAAUAUGACAUCGACUACUAUGUUGAAAACCAUAUGACACUUGUUGAGAAACUUUGGUCUCAAUACGGUCUUCAGGGUUGGUCAGUCACCAAGUAUAUUCCUGGACUGGAUGGUUCUCCACCAUUAUAUGCAUUUGGCAGCGAAGUGUUUUGGGAGAAUGAAGAAGGAAUGAAAGAGGCCUUUAGGAGUUCCUCAGUUGCUGAGAUUAUGGCCGAUGUCGCCCGCUUCAGCAAUAAAUCCCCAAUCUUUUUGAUCGGUCAGACAAUCAAGCCUGCUCUUCAUAUGUGAGGAUUUGAUGAGAAGCGGGGAGUUGUGAUGGUACGCUUUAUCAGCUUCGUACUUGGGCAAGGGCUCAAUUCUGCGUAUUGCUACAGUGUCAUAAAUCAUAACGCUUGGCAACAAUGGAUAUAGAAGGCGGAAUUCUCUCCUAACUAAUAUCGAGUUUGUGAAGGCCAGCCCUGAAUUCCAUCAUCAUGUAAUGGACUUUGCUGUAUGUUGGCCUCGCCAAAGCCCGCG
Molecule: messenger RNA, 649 nt
Organism: Aspergillus aculeatinus CBS 121060
Lineage: Eukaryota; Fungi; Ascomycota; Eurotiomycetes; Eurotiales; Aspergillaceae
Exons: 2
Coding region: 89-421 (110 amino acids)
Molecular function (GO): oxidoreductase activity
Source: RefSeq, a predicted model, not a curated record